Messenger RNA from Daucus carota subsp. sativus, 2086 nucleotides. Its product is annotated as protein PIN-LIKES 3. Gene Ontology annotation, biological process: endoplasmic reticulum to cytosol auxin transport. The coding region runs from base 638 to 1867 and encodes 409 amino acids. The record is from RefSeq and is a predicted model, not a curated record. The transcript is spliced from 10 exons. Lineage: Eukaryota; Viridiplantae; Streptophyta; Magnoliopsida; Apiales; Apiaceae. Gene Ontology annotation, cellular component: membrane.
AUUAACACAUUUCUGUUGUGGAAACGUGAAACUCUACUGAUCUGAAAAACUUCUAGCACACUCCUGUCAUGAACAAGGACAAUACACCUUCACUAUUCGAAAACCUGAAAAACUGCUAGCACAUUCCUGUCAUCGAAAAGGACAGUCCGUUUACUUUGGUGCAUCUGUGGAAGGUACCCACCGACAUUGACUCUUGGUGGCAAGUGAAACGAGAAAUUGUGGAGGCCGAGGUAAGGUUAGAGGGGUGGCUGGGACUCUAAUAAAACAACAAAUUUUGAGACGCAUGGGAGUGCGUAUUCAGUACGUAGGAGUUAGGACUCGUGUUGUUUUGACAUUACUUGGAACAACCUUGUAACCAAACUAGCAUGACCUGUCUUUGUAAUCUCUUGUCAGUUGUCAUAUAUUAAAUCGUUUUCCAUAUUAUUUGAACACCUUCCGAGCCAUCACAUCACAUUCUUCUCGCACGGCUACUUACCUUAACAUAUCUACUUGGGUAGCUGUUUGUUCACCACUUGCCCCAUCAUGCCUCAUUGCCUUCAAUAACAACAUAUUUUGCAUAGUAAGCGUUUCUUUGUUCUGUGUUUUCACCAAUCUUGAACAUCAUUUUUCGUUCGGGUUGCUAAAAGGAUUUGCAGACAUGGGACUCGUGACUCUUUUCGUUGCGUCUUCAAUGCCGGUGCUCAAGGUGCUUUUGGUCACGGCUGUUGGUUCAUUCCUUGCGCUAGACCAUGUCAAUAUAUUGUCCGAGGAUGCGCGGAAGCAUAUCAACACUGUUGUGUUUUAUGUUUUUAAUCCAGCGCUGAUUAUUGGCAACUUGUCCAAAACAGUAACAUAUGACAGCAUGGUUAAAUUGUGGUUCAUGCCAGUGAAUGUCUUCCUAACAUUUUUGAUUGGCUCCUUGCUUGGUUGGCUGGUUAACCUAAUCACAAGACCUCCACCACAUCUUCGAGGCCUUGUUAUUGGCUGUUGUGCUGCAGGGAACCUGGGCAACAUUCUUAUCAUUAUAGUCCCAGCAGUUUGUAAGGAGAAAGGAAGCCCUUUUGGAGAUCCCAGUGUAUGUAGUACAUACGGAAUGGCUUAUGCUUCACUCUCUAUGGCGUUGGGAGCUAUCUUUUUGUGGGUUUAUGUUUAUAACAUAGUUAGGAUAUCUCUCGAAGCAAAUUGUGGUGAUGUAAAUGGUUCAGUUGUUAGUCACUCAUCAACUUUAAAACCAGAGAGUUUCACCGAACCAUUACUAUCACCAAAAGAAUACAACACAUCUGAAGACAGCACCGAUUCCUUACCUCUCACUACAUUUGGCGGAAAAGCACAGGGGUUUACUGAAAAACUGAAGCUGAAUGUAGCAAAAAUCUCAAGGAAGCUCAAUUUGAAGAGAUUAUUUGCCCCGUCAACAAAUGGAGCAAUUGUGGGGUUUAUAGUUGGACUCGUGCCUCUGCUUAGAAACUCUGUGAUUGGUGAUGAAGCACCUCUUCGCGUGAUUGAAGACUCGACUGUCAUGAUCGGGGAUGCAGCUGUCCCAGUUCUCACUCUGAUAAUAGGUGCAAACCUUCUUAAAGGUUUGCGAGCAUCAGGAGUCCAGAAAUCCAUGGUUGUUGGCGUUAUAGUUGCUCGUCACAUUGCCUUGCCAUUGAUAGGCACUUUAGUUGUCAGGACUGCAGUAAGAUUUAAUUUGGUGCAUGCAGAUCCUUUGUACCAGUUUGUUCUUUUGCUGCAGUUUGCUGUUCCACCUGCUAUGAACAUGGGUACGAUAACACAGUUAUUUGGUAAAGGUGAAUCAGAGUGUUCUGUAAUUAUGCUUUGGACCUACGCCUGUUCUAUAGUAUCACUCACUCUCUGGUGUACUUUCUUCAUGUGGGUGGUUGCUUGAUUUCAUCAUUCUCUAUAGACAAAGAAUGGUAAAUCACGAAACAGCAGAAAUAAAUCAGUUAAAUUAAUCAAAAAGGAUGUCCGAAUAGCUUCUUAGGAUAGAUGAGACUUGAUUCAUUCUUUAUCCAUUAUGUAUGUAGAAAAUAGAUAGCACAGAGGAUAGCCUAAACUAGAAUCGAUCUUGCUCAGCAAUUAAAGAGCAUGGUUUCUUUUUUGUUCA